UUAUCCGUUCCGAACUCUCAGUGAAGUAAGAAUGGAUACAGCGUUUCGAAAACCAAUGCACAGAGGUGGAAACUUCAGUAAGAAAAGGCGACAGAAUAGUGACAGCCAAGAAGAAAAUUGUGAGUCAAAGAAGAGAAGGAAAGGGAAGCCUGAAAGAACAAAUGUGUAUCCUUUAGGAGAAAUGGCAAGACGUGAAGAGCGAAGACUUGAAGAGCUGGUGCUGGGUGAUGGGUCAGAUCUGCUAAAUGUUGAGUCUGAAAUACCAUCAUCCUCCCAUACUUCUGCAAUGGAAGACUCAGGUGUGGAGGAAGGAAAUUACGAUAGUAGUCCACAGAUGUCUGAUACAUUGGCUUCACCAGAGAGAGAACCUGCAUGGCAAGAUGAAGAAGAUAUAAACAUCUGUGUAACAGAUGCAAUGUCUGCGCAAGGAAAACGUGUGCCCAAUGUAUUAUCAGGUGGCAGCAGUUCAGAUGCAUAUGUACGUAUUCUAAAACACAAGUUUGAGGCAACAGUAGGAACACCUGCAUGGGCAGAGCUCAGGCAUCGGAACACCAGGAAAAGCAACCCAUCAGAUGACGAUGACAGCGAUAAUGAUUCAGACAGUGAAAUGUUGCGGCACUGUGGCAACUUCCUGUCAAGUCAAUCAUCAGUUCUUAGGAAGGGAACCAUUGAGGUGAAGAGGGUUCGUGACUUGAACCAUGACACAUACACUGAAGGAGCAGUUAUCAAAGCAGUACAAUUCCACCCUACUGCCACUGUGGCAUUGGUUGCUGGUUUGUCAGGUGUUGCCUCACUCUUUCAAGUGGAUGGCAAAAGCAACACCAAGCUUCAUUCUGUGCAGUUUGACCGAUAUCCUAUACGAUGUGCACGAUUUUUACCCAGUGGUGAGCAGUUCAUUGUUGGCUCACAGCACCAUGGUUUUUUCCACAGCUUUGACAUGAUGACAGGUCAAAAUGUCCGAGCGCUUCCAAGUCAAGGAUUAGGCAUAACUAAUACUAAGAAUUUUGAAAUCUCUCCUGAUGGCCGGUUAUUGGCUGUGUGUGGAAGAUUUGGGAACAUCCAUCUUCUGACAGUAAAUACACUGGAAGGUGUUGGACUCCUGAAAAUGAACAGUGAAGUCUCAGCUGUUACUUUUGAUAAUGAUGGAUCACGCUUAUUUUCACAUGGAGAGGGCGGAGAGGUGUAUGUUUGGGACAUCAGAAGCAGACACUGUUCAGGGCGAUUUAUUGAUGAUGGAUGUAUAUGGGGUAGCAGCAUAGCUGUGGCACCUGGUGGUCGAUUCGUGGCAUGUGGUGCUCGUUCAGGUGUUGUGAAUGUGUAUGAGACAGCAGGACUUCUGUCAUCUACAAACCAUGCACCAAAACCAGCCAAAAUAUUACUGAACCUCACUACCUCUUCCACAGCAGUCAAGUUCAAUGCUUCUUCUGAGGUUCUGGCCAUGGCCUCUGAUGAAAAAGUUAAUGCAUUGAGAUUGGUACAUUUCCCUAGCAUGACUGUUUUUUCCAACUUCCCGGGCUCAGUGAAAUCUGUCCUUGCACGACCUCAAUGCCUUGACUUCUCCCCUGGCAGUGGUUACCUUGCUGUUGGAAAUAAUAAGGGUACAGCUCUGCUCUACAGGUUAAAACAUUAUGGCAAUUACUAGGUUCCAUUACAGAAGAAUAGUUGUGUAGACAAAAUGUAAACACCUGGAAUACUGACCCUGUACGGAGAUGCGUGCACUGAUGUGAACAUUCCAUCAUAUUACUUAUUCCUGUCAGUCCAAUUCAAGGAACAGUCAUGCAGGUAUCUUUGGAAUUUGUGGCUGCACUUCUAUAGUGGCCCAUGACCUACAGCCAAACUGGCCAAUAUUGAAGAUUUUGCUUCAUGAAAUUUUGACACCUGAUUAAAAGUACACUGUAACUUUGAGAUAAUGAGUAUUUAUAAAAUUCAUAAAAAUACUCAUUCUAACAGAUACCCAUAAUAAUAAAAAAAUGGUUGAACUGAAUAAUCUCCAAGCAUGUCUAACUUAUAAUUACAUAAAUCACAGUGUGGCUGUAAGUUUUGAAAGAAACUGAUGCAGGGAUAGUAAUACUGUGUCUAUCUUUUUUUAAUGUUACAGUCAUGGGAUAUGAAAAUAAAGACAAAUUAUUCAACAUUC
Molecule: messenger RNA, 2137 nt
Organism: Cryptotermes secundus
Lineage: Eukaryota; Metazoa; Arthropoda; Insecta; Blattodea; Kalotermitidae
Gene: wcd
Product: U3 small nucleolar RNA-associated protein 18 homolog
Exons: 9
Coding region: 32-1642 (536 amino acids)
Biological process (GO): rRNA processing
Cellular component (GO): Pwp2p-containing subcomplex of 90S preribosome; small-subunit processome
Molecular function (GO): protein binding
Source: RefSeq, a predicted model, not a curated record